Molecule: messenger RNA, 1281 nt
Organism: Paramecium tetraurelia
Lineage: Eukaryota; Ciliophora; Oligohymenophorea; Peniculida; Parameciidae
Exons: 3
Molecular function (GO): protein binding
Source: RefSeq, a predicted model, not a curated record
AUGAAUGCUAAUUCAUUUCUAACAACCAAAUGCACUAGUUUCAGUUUCACUUAAUAUAAGGUGAGAUCUCGGUCAAUUUAACACAAAUCGUUAGAAAAUAGUCGCUCUCAUCCAAGUCAGAAGGAUCUGUUAGAGAAAUAAAAACAAUAACGUAGAAGUGUCCAUGUAACAACAUUAUUGCAACAGAAUCUUAACAUUAAUUAAAUGUUCACUAAACCCAUAAUUGAUGAAUUAAUGUGGAGAUAAUCAGAACUUUAUAUGAAUCAAUUUAAAAUACAACUAAGUUAUAUUGUGGACAGUGGGAACUUACAAUAAUUUGGAGCCAUAAUUUGCAUGACAGCCGAGAUUCUUCUAAAAAUCAAAGAUUUUAAUAAUGCUUGUUACUAUUUCAAUUAAUAUAGAAUUUUGAAUACACUCACCAAGAAUCAUGCUGAAAAAGCAAAAGCUUUAAUUGGUUUGGCUAACUGUGCUUAGGAAAUAAAAAUGAAUCGUGAAGCAUUAACAAUAUUAAAGAAAGCAUUGUAAUAUGCAUGGCUCAGCAAGGAAUACGAACUACAGAUCUAUGAAAAAUUAGCCUUAAAUUAUUAUUACUUGGGAUAAAGUGAGGAAUAGUAUUAUUUCCAUUAGAGAGGGCUGUUAGGCAUAUUGGAAUCUGAUGAAUCCCCUAUCAAAUAAUUUAGCUGUGAGUCCUUGCGAGAUUAAUUGAAGAAGAAUAACAUAGAGAUCAAGACUCUGUGUCCUUAGUUGUUAAACUAUAUGAAUUUACCGAUUUUAAGUAGAAAUGAAUUGCUGAGUAGAAAUCCAAACUCAAUACGAAGUGAUUAAGUUAAGAAAUAAGUCAUCUACACAGUUACAGAACAAAUAGAAAUAAUACUAUAGAAAAAUGAAGAAUUCCAAUAUUAAAUAAAUACUCCUAAAUACUAAAAGCUAAUUAAAUAUCAUAAUAACAAAAAGGGAGAUGAAUUCAGAGUUGUAAAUUAAUCGCAAUCGUCAUACUCUAAGGAGAGAAGACAAUAUGAUUUAACUAAUACUACUAUUUAUAAAUUGCCUUAUGAAGUUUAAGUGAACAAUCGCAUUCAGCAUCCCUACAUUCCUGAAGACAUUAAUGCGAAACUGCAUGAACAAUUAAGAAAUGCUAAUAGAACUCAAAAAUUCGGAUUAAGAAACAAAGUCAUACUUAAUCAUUAGAAUAGGGAAGACAUGCACUAUAGGAAGAAUGGAGCUUGCUUGUACAGAUAAUUAUAUGCUAUAUUUUCAUAUUAUUCUCAAUUAUUUAAUUGA